Toxotes jaculatrix (banded archerfish) is the source of this 2688-nucleotide messenger RNA. It is a transcript of the gene lrfn5a, whose product is annotated as leucine rich repeat and fibronectin type III domain containing 5a. The transcript has 8 exons. Lineage: Eukaryota; Metazoa; Chordata; Actinopteri; Toxotidae. Bases 4 to 2622 code for a protein of 872 amino acids. The record is from RefSeq and is a predicted model, not a curated record. Gene Ontology annotation, molecular function: protein binding.
ACCAUGGAGAGGCUGUUGCUGUGUGUGAUGCUGGUAGUUGCUAUGGCAGUGCGGGCACAGAUCUGCCCGAAGCGCUGCGUAUGUCAGAUCCUGUCACCCAACCUCGCAACCCUCUGUGCCAAGAAAGGUCUACUGUUUGUACCGCCGAACAUUGACAGGCAUACAGUGGAGCUACGGCUGGCCGACAACUUUGUCACCAGUGUGAAGAGGAAAGAUUUUGCAAACAUGACGCGGCUGGUAGACCUAACAUUAUCCAGAAACACCAUCUCCUACAUCACACCUCAUGCCUUUGCUGAUCUGGAAAACCUCAGAGCCCUACACCUCAACAGUAACCGGCUGACGAGGAUAGGCAACGAUACGUUCAGCGGGAUGUCGAAGCUUCACCAUCUGAUUCUGAACAACAACCAGCUGGUGCUGAUCCACCAGGGAGCGUUCAAUGACCUGCUGGCGCUGGAAGAAUUGGAUCUCAGUUACAAUAAUCUGGACUCUAUUCCUUGGGAGGCCAUCCAGAAAAUGACGAGCCUCCAUACACUGAGUUUAGACCACAACAUGCUGGACUUUAUUCCAGAAGGAACCUUCUCACUGCUACAGAAACUCAACCGGCUGGAUGUCACCUCCAAUAAACUCCAAAAGCUACCACCAGACCCUCUUUUUCAGCGAGCACAGGUCCUGGCCACGUCAGGGGUCCUGACUUCAUCUUCCUUCGCGCUGUCCUUUGGUGGGAAUCCUCUCCACUGCAACUGUGAAUUACUGUGGCUGAGAAGACUGAACAGAGAGGACGACCUGGAGACAUGCGCCUCACCCCAGCACCUCUCCGGUCGAUACUUCUGGUCCAUCCCUGAGGAGGAGUUCUUGUGCGAACCCCCCCUCAUCACCAGAUACUCCCAUGAGAUGAGGGUGCUUGAAGGGCAGCGAGUUGCACUAAGGUGUAAAGCAAGAGGUGACCCAGAGCCAGCCAUCCACUGGAUCUCUCCAGAGGGCAAACUGGUGUCUAACUCCUCCAGGACGUUGGUCUACAACAACGGGACCCUGGACAUCCUCAUCAGUACUGUGAAAGACACUGGCUCCUUCACCUGCAUCUCCUCCAACCCAGCCGGUGAAGCCCACCAAACAGUAGACCUGGUUAUUAUAAAACUCCCUCACAUCUCCAACAACACCAACAACAUCCAGGAGCCUGACCCGGGGUCGUCUGACAUCUCCACAUCGACCCGAGGCGGAGCCAACGGGAGCAACGUGACUGGUGACGUGAAGGGAGCGGACAAGAGGGUGGUGACGGCCGAGGCCACGUCAUCAACAGCGCUGAUCAAGUUCAACUUCCAGAGGAAUAUUCCAGGCAUCAGGAUGUUCCAGAUACAGUACAAUGGGAGCCAGGACGACUCGCUAGUGUACAGAAUGAUCCCCCCGUCAAGCAAGAACUUCCUGGUCAACAACCUGGCAGCAGGGACGCACUACGACCUCUGCGUGCUGGCCAUCUACGAUGAUGUCAUCACCUCUCUGACGGCGACCCGCGUGGUCGGCUGUGUGCAGUUCACCACCGAGUCGGAGUACAUGAGGUGUCAUUUCAUGCAGUCGCAGUUCCUCGGCGGUACUAUGAUCAUUAUCAUUGGGGGGAUAAUAGUUGCCUCGGUGCUCGUUUUCAUCAUCAUCCUGAUGAUACGGUACAAGGUGUGUAACCCUGGGGAGGGUGGUAAAGGCGUUUCAUUGUCGAUGACCAACGUUCACUCGCAGACCAACGGGCAGCAGUCACAGGGAUGCACUGUGACUCCCAGUGCCUCUAAACAUGGCUCAAUCGGAUUAGAAGACCUCUCCGGAGGCUCAAAGAAAAGGAGCGGAGCAGCAGGAAGUGGAGGAGGAGGAGGAGGAGGCGGAGGGGGCAAGGAUACGAUGACUCAGUCGUCCGACUCUUCACUGCCUGACUGCUCCACGGCUACGUCAGUUCUCAGCCAGCCUUGGGGGGCCAGAAGCCCAACAGCUGGAGCCGAUGAACGGGAGAAAGCGGGUGAAGAAAGAGCUCAAGCUGGCAUCUCGACACCCACCUCCGCCACCGGUUCGCUACCCAAGCCUAAGCGGAAGCCCGCCCCGAGUAAACCAGGCUCGGCUUGCUCGAACGCCGAAAAUCUCCCCUCCUCCUCCCCUCGCCCCCCUUCCUCCUCCUCCACUGUCUCCUCUGCCCUCCUCCCUUCAUCUACCCCUCUAGAGAACCUCAACACCAACCGCAACAACUCCACCUCUCUCAACCAAACCCCGCCUCCCUUUGCCCCUUCGCCUUUCUCCAGCCCUCUCACCACGCCAAGCCCCAUCCCCUCCAUCCGAUUCAGAGAGACGCCCAUCCUGCGCCGAGCACCCCGCGCCUCCCCUUCUGCCGCUUCGUCCUCCGCCAAGUACCAGACUCUCCCUGUGGAAGAGGGAGGGAGGAGCAGGGCGAGGAGGAGGUACUCACUCAGUGAAGGAGGCUCAAAGACUCACUCGUCCCAUCAGGGAGGAGGAGCUCCCAAAUUAGGGCGCAUAAUGCGGAACAAAAGGAGCCAAUCAAUGAGCGGGAUGCUGCUCCCUAAAGAUGGGGACGGAGACUCGGACAAAGGGCGGUGUGACUCGGACUGGAUCUUAGAAAGCACAGUUUGAACUGGAACAAGACACCAACCAUAAAAUAAACUUGGUUCAUCCAUUAUUGUUUUCCUUUUGAAUGAG